Messenger RNA from Gekko japonicus, 1084 nucleotides. Its product is annotated as mitochondrial amidoxime reducing component 2-like. Lineage: Eukaryota; Metazoa; Chordata; Lepidosauria; Squamata; Gekkonidae. Gene Ontology annotation, molecular function: nitrate reductase activity; pyridoxal phosphate binding; molybdopterin cofactor binding. The transcript has 8 exons. The record is from RefSeq and is a predicted model, not a curated record. Gene Ontology annotation, biological process: nitrate metabolic process. Gene Ontology annotation, cellular component: mitochondrial inner membrane. Bases 16 to 1014 code for a protein of 332 amino acids.
GGAGCUGCAGAGGCCAUGGGUGACUCCGGCCUCCUCCCUCGGCCCAGUGCCCGCUCCGUCUGGUUCCUCGCCUCCGCCUUGGCCCUGGUGGCUGCGCUAGGGGUCGCCACGGCUUGGCGGCGGCGGCGGCGAACUAAUCGAGGCUUGGUGCGGGUGGGGACGGUGUCGGGGCUCUUUAUUUACCCGGUCAAGUCCUGCCGUGGAGUGGCCGUGAAGCAGGCCGAAAUGACCCCGCUGGGUCUCGGCUGCGGAGAUCUGCGCGACAGACAUUGGCUUGUGGUAAAGGAAGAUGGACAUAAAGUGACUGCUCGGGAAGAGCCUCGGCUGGUAUUGAUUUCUCUCACUUGCAAAAAUGGAUAUCUAACUUUGAGCGCUCCAGAAAUGAAAGAUCUUCAUAUUCCUGCUGAGUUAUCCCCAAAGAAUCCAAGCCAUCCAGUGAAGAAUUGCAGGGUGUUUGGCUUUGACAUCCAAGGCAGAGACUGUGGUGAAGAGGCAGCUCAAUGGAUCACAGCCUUUCUGAAUUCGCAUCCAUAUCGCCUUGUUCAUUUUGAAUUAAGCAUGGUUCCAAGGAAUGCAAAGGAUCUUAUGGAGCCUUUUCGACCCAGUGAUAAGAUUGCCUACCCUGACUGUAGUCCAGUUAUGGUACUCUCUGAAGCAUCCGUGGAAGAGCUAAAUUCCCAGCUGGAGAAGAAAGUUCAAAUACGUAACUUCAGGCCAAAUAUUGUGGUCACCGGCUGUGGUCCUCAUGAGGAGGAUACCUGGAACGAGAUAGUGAUUGGAAGUGUAGAAAUGAAAGGUGUAAUGGCCUGCCCACGGUGUAUUUUUACAACUAUUGAUCCAGAUACUGGAAUCAUGGACAGGAAAGAGCCUCUUGACACCCUGAAAAGCUACCGCCAGUGUGAUCCUUCUGAGCAGCAUAUAUACAGAUCACACCCACUCUUUGGGUGGUACUUUGGAAUUGCUAAAACAGGAAUGCUUCAGGUUGGAGACCCAGUGUACAAGAUAAUUGGGUAAUACAGAUGCAAGCCAAAUGGAAACUCUUCUUUUGUACCUUUAAGUGCCUUUUUUGUGGAAAAAAAUUAUU